Molecule: messenger RNA, 558 nt
Organism: Dichomitus squalens LYAD-421 SS1
Lineage: Eukaryota; Fungi; Basidiomycota; Agaricomycetes; Polyporales; Polyporaceae
Exons: 3
Source: RefSeq, a predicted model, not a curated record
CUUUGUACCGGUUACGAACUCACAGACGCACUGCGGAGAUAUCUCGAAGUAGGCCACGGCAGAAACCAUGCGGAAGAGCUGUCUAACGCUAUCGCCGAGGAUGCUACUUUGGGUGGGAUCGACUGCGAUGUUUACCCACAAGUCCUCGCCUCGGACCGAGAAGUGUCAUUCGUAAUGUCGUACCAGCAAGAUUUCAGCAUCGUGCGUAGAGCGGCACCAGCAGAAAUCAGAAAGGCAUUGGAGAUCCCGCACAUGUAUGAUAACGGCCAACCCGCGCCCGGUCCUAACGACUUCUUGUUCAUCCCAACCGGAGCGUACACUCGCGAGCAAUACGAUUCUGGCGCUCUCAGUUUUCCGUCCGAAGCCGACCGGAAAGCAAUUCAGUCGUUCAUCGACACUGCGAACAGUUUGUUGCCAGACGUGGUACGGGACGAGGCUAGCUUGAAGCUCGAAGACAUGCGGUAUGAGAUUCAUCACCUGCAAGCCCUCAUGAUGCCUCCAUACAACCUUUCCGAGCGUGAGGAGCUGCUGCCUCCCCGGCAUUUGCUGCCUUUGAUC